Messenger RNA from Micropterus dolomieu (smallmouth bass), 1620 nucleotides. Its product is annotated as transmembrane 6 superfamily member 1-like. The transcript has 11 exons. Gene Ontology annotation, cellular component: lysosomal membrane. The record is from RefSeq and is a predicted model, not a curated record. NCBI's taxonomy places the organism in Eukaryota, Metazoa, Chordata, Actinopteri, Centrarchiformes, Centrarchidae. Bases 76 to 1188 code for a protein of 370 amino acids.
GAGAGAGAGCACGCGAAAAAGAAAGAAAAACAAGACAGACAUAUUUAGAGAUAAAUCGGUCAAACCCGGACCGCAAUGAGCGCGUCUGCAGGAACAGGGGUGUUUGUGCUCUCCUUGAUGUCCAUCCCCAUCUGCUAUUUAUUUAAUUCCCUCAUUUACAGCAACAGUGCUGAAGCUUUCUUAUUCGCUGGAUGUACAACAGUCCUCAUCCUGGCCAUUUCAGCCCGUUUUAUGCUCAAGAAGAAGGCCCCAGUUGAUCCAUUUUUCUAUGUGUAUGCAGUGUAUGCAUUCCUCAGUGUGGUAAAUCUGAUCAUCGGGCUGGAGCAGGACAACAUCAUUGAUGGAUUUGUGACAUUUUACCUCAGAGAGGCAGAUCCACAUAUUAAAACAGCUUAUGGGCACAUGAUCUCCUAUUGGGAUGGCUGUGUGCACUAUCUCAUGUAUCUGCUCAUGAUUGCUGCGAUUACUUGGGGGGACAAUUACCGAGCCAUUGGACUCUACUGGGUGGGAUCUUUUCUUAUGCAUGCCAUAGUCUACAUUCUUGGGAAUGUUGUGGGGAAAUAUGGGACGCAUGUUAGUCCUCUCUUCUUCCUCCUCCACAUGCUAUAUAUCUCAGUGUCUGUCUGGGCCUGCUUUCGCAUCUUCAGCCAGCCUGCCGCACGGGACGUUCAGUUUACAAGCAUGCAGGAGGCUGAGGGAAAAAGUUUACGCCAAAGACCUCUAGACCUACUGUUCAUUAUCUACCUCAUCCCUGCUUUUGCUUUCUGUGUCUUCAGAGGCCUGAUUGUCCUGGACUGUUCCAGCAAAUGGUGUCAAGACUACGCACAACAGUAUGAGCCUUACCUGAAAGACCCUUCAGCCUAUUCUAAAGUACAGAUGCUGGUGAGCAUGCUGUACUCCGGGCCGUACUACAUCAUUACUAUCUAUGGGCUGAUGGUCCCAGGAUGUGAGUGGAUGCCAGACCUGACUCGUGUACACUCAGCAGCAUUGGCACAGGCCCAGUUCUCUCAUAUCGGUGCGUCUCUUCACACACGGACGCCGUUCUCUUACAGAGUGCCUGCUGACAGUCAGCCUGUCUUCUUGCUGAUCAAUGUCCUUUAUGCUGUGGUGCCUCAGGCUCUCUGCUACCGCUGCUGUUCCAGGCCUGCCUUCUUCCUCAGACCAACGCCAGAUAAAAAGAUUGAAUGACAGAGAGUGGCAGGGAGAGAGAGAGUGCCAGGGAUAUCAAGGGUGCCUAAAUAAAAGGACUUGCAAAGUACUGCUCUGUGUUAUUAGCAGUUGCUAUUUUUGGAGAGGGAGCUGCCACCUGCUGAGUGGCGGUAUUGGAAACAUGACAAAAUACUCCAGUUUCAAACAGAGUUUUUAGAGUGCAUCUGUGUUGAAAUGUGAACAUAAAGUGUGUUUGUGUGUGCAAUCCACUAGCAAGCCCAGGAAGUCACAAACAAUGUUACAGUACAGAUGCUUUCCUAUUUUAAGACUUGUGUGGGGGGGAUUUAAACCACUUGACAAAACUUAUUGUUCUUAUUUUUUUUGGUAAGUUUUUUGGUUACAAAAACUGCUUUCUUGUUGACAUAUUUUUUCACCAUAUACUGUAUUUUAUCAAUAGGAAUGUAGUCGCUA